Messenger RNA from Puma concolor (puma), 756 nucleotides. It is a transcript of the gene POM121L12, whose product is annotated as POM121 transmembrane nucleoporin like 12. Lineage: Eukaryota; Metazoa; Chordata; Mammalia; Carnivora; Felidae. The record is from RefSeq and is a predicted model, not a curated record.
AUGGGCAGCAACGUGAGCCCGCCCAGGCCCGCGCAGCCACCCCUCGGCGCAGGGCACCCGAAACCCCGGCCCCCGCCCGCCUCGACCCAGGACGGCAGGCGCCGCGUCCGCACCGGCCCCCUCCCCCGGACACCGCCUAACUGGGACCCCUCCAGCCCGCGGAGGGUGGUCACCGAGGCUUGGAGGCGCUUUCCUGCCAAGGCGCCCCCGGAGACUGUCCUGGGGCCGGACCUGUCCAGCGCCUGGGAGAGUUACAUGAAGCGGUGGGUUUGGAGUGCCCGCCACCCGAGACGGACCUGGAGCCCCGUGACCGUCAAGAUCGCGCCGCCUGAGCGCAGGGGGAGCCCCUGGGCGUCUGCGGCGCAGGGGCGCGGCGCCUGCUCUGCUGGGCUUCCGCUCUCCCAGGAGCGCCCGGACCCGUGUGCCAAGGAGACUGUGCUGAGGGCCCUCAGCCAGUGCCCUAAGGGCAACCGUAGGUUUGACGGGCCCCUGUGGUUUGAGAUCCCGGAGGGCGCGAGCCGGAGGCCCAACCCAGAGCCCAGGCCUUCCGCCUUUAAGCCCCUGAUCAGAAAUGGAGAGGUCCCUUCCUUCGUGCCCAGGCCAGGGCCGCUGGUCAGAAGCCUUCACUGCUGGAGCUGCAGUGUGUCGAAGGAGGACGCGGACCUCGGGCCCGAUGCCCAGCCCCCACCGUCUGCUGACCACCCUGCAGCAGGGACACUGUCAGCCCAGGACACAGAUCCUCAGCUGCAGAGCUGA